UGACGCAGGUAUGAAGGUGUUCAAGGACCAUACGCAACAAAAUAGCCUGGAAAACAGCUCAAGCCACGACAUGACAAACGGGAGUAAGUCAUGGACUGAAACAUCAAGAGAACCUCCUGCAAAAAACCAGAUCAAUCACUCACCUGAAAGACCGAUACAAGGGCACAAGUCGCAAAUGCCAAACGACGGAACCUUCCAAAAAGAUCGCUCUGACGAUGACCUUGUUUUCACAGUGUUGCCACCGACAAUGAAGAAACGCGAAUUUAACGACAGAGCAAACCCAGACAACAUGGUGACACCACCAACAACAGAGCUUCCUCGGAAUCCUGAUCAGCUGGAGAGAGCGUUAUGGUCCAGAAUAAUGACGGACGAAGACAGUCAGCUACUUGUAACCGGGAUGCCUCCGACAGAGAACCAGAUAGCCAGCAUGAUGGCUUCCGAAAGCUUUAUUCUAAACGACGAUGCUCCUAUCCGUGACAAACGGGAAGCAACAGAUGAUACGGAAGCAAUAGAAUAUGGAUCUACCCAUCUGCAGCUGCCUUAUCUUAGCUAUAGCAUGAUGCGUUUACAGGUAAUAUUUUAUUUCCCAAAUAGAAUAUUUUUUAAAAUCCAUCAAUUAGUAAAACAUCAGGAUAUUCACUGGAUAUAACAACUCAUAUAGAUUAUGGUUCUUUAAGCAAUUGCUUACAACAAGUUUGACAACAACGUUUUGUAUUAUGGUUCAUAUAGACUAUUACAGGAAUUGGUUAUGGUUGUUUAUGCAAUUGCUUACAACAAGUUUGACAACAACUUUUUGUAUUAUGGUUCAUAUAGACUAUUACAGGAAUUGGUUAUGGUUGUUUAUGCAAUUGCUUACAACAAGUUUGACAACAACGUUUUGUAUUAUGGUUCAUAUAGACUAUUACAGGAAUUGGUUAUGGUUGUUUAUGCAAUUGCUUACCACAAGUUUGACUAUAACUUUUUCUAAAUGGUUAUACACUAUUAUAGGAAUUAGUUAUGGCUGUUUGGGUGACUGCUUAUCAUAAGUUUGAAUACAACUUUUUCUAUACAAUUAAUUUUAGACCAAGAGUUGAAAGGUGUGUACAUAGAAAAUGUUGACCCAGUAGUCACCGACAGAAAAUUGCAGUUACCUGGCAAAUUGGUUCCUUCUAAGCAAGGAGAUUCUACAAACACAAGAAGAACAUAAAAAGAAAAUGGUCAUACAGCACUGAAAAAAACAAAACUUUUUGGACAUUGCAGAGAUUUCUUGUGUAGAGAUUGUAUUAGUGUGUUUAAUUGCCAAUCUGGAUUUAC
This is a messenger RNA of Gigantopelta aegis, 1293 nucleotides long. RefSeq lists its product as uncharacterized. The transcript has 3 exons. The coding region runs from base 11 to 649 and encodes 212 amino acids. The record is from RefSeq and is a predicted model, not a curated record. Lineage: Eukaryota; Metazoa; Mollusca; Gastropoda; Neomphalida; Peltospiridae.